Molecule: messenger RNA, 973 nt
Organism: Drosophila grimshawi
Lineage: Eukaryota; Metazoa; Arthropoda; Insecta; Diptera; Drosophilidae
Product: seminase
Exons: 2
Coding region: 34-858 (274 amino acids)
Biological process (GO): proteolysis
Molecular function (GO): serine-type endopeptidase activity
Source: RefSeq, a predicted model, not a curated record
GGCAGCCUUGUUUAUUUAGUCAGUUGUUUUGCAAUGGAUUCGCUACUAAUGCUGCUGCUGCUGCUGCUGCCACUGGGUCGUGGCAACAACCUGGAUGACUUCCCUGGUCUGGAGAAGAUACUGUUGCCAGCUUCGGCGCAUAUGCGUGUUGUUGGUGGCGAAGCGACGACCAUCGAUAAAUUGGGUGGUUAUAUUGUCGCUCUGCGCUAUCUAGGCAACUUCGUUUGCGGUGGAGCUUUGCUCAAUGAACGCAUUGUUUUAUCGGCGGCACACUGUUUUAUUGGGCGCCAAAAGCGGUACCAAUGGACCAUCGAGGGUGGCAUCUCGCGACUCGAUGAAAAUGGUACCAAAGUGGUAUUGAAGGAGUAUAUAGUUCCCAGUAUCUUCGAUGAAGACACAAUGCACAUGGAUGUCGCCGUACUGCUGCUGUCGGAGCCACUGAAAGGUAAAAAUAUUGUUCCAAUAGCUUUGUGCAACCAUCAUCUCAUCGAAGGCCGCGAUCUGACCGUUUCGGGUUGGGGUUUAACUGAUCCAAGAGCAACACUGGUCCAGCAGCAACUUCGCACCGUUAUCGUCCCAGUUGUUAAGAAAAGUAAAUGUAAAAAGGUCUAUAAAAAGUCAUCCAAAAUAACCGAUGCCAUGUUCUGUGCUGGGCUAAAGAGCGGCAAAGAUGCGUGUACCUUUGAUUCGGGUGGUCCGCUUGUCUACUAUCCACCCAAUGCCGAGAAACAGCUCUGUGGCAUCGUCUCAUUUGGCAUUGGCUGUGCCAGUGUCAAAUAUCCUGGCGUCUAUACGGAUGUCAACUAUGUAAAACCGUUCAUUUUAGCCUCUAUCGAUACACUAAAUAGUUUGCCUUAGCGAGCACAUCUAGAUCAUAUAGAUCUACAAUUAUUAAAGAAAAUAAACCCUAUAAGCUGAUGCCAAGAAUUCAUGGCUUACUCGGCCUUGUCCCAAGGACUGCCUUGCAAAAUGA